Owenia fusiformis is the source of this 3549-nucleotide messenger RNA. The record is from the annotation of a GenBank genome assembly. Lineage: Eukaryota; Metazoa; Annelida; Polychaeta; Sabellida; Oweniidae.
CUGGAAAGGGCGUAUGUAGUUAAGAUUUAUAAGGACAUAUUGAAAUCAUUGUAUUAGAUGAUUAUCUUGUUUUCAUUAAAGUCAUCAAAAAUGUUGGUGAUAUUAUGUUUGGUAAGCCUUGCAGUUUACGUCAAGCCUGCGCCCAAGCAAAGUUACAAAUGGUCAGACUGGGAAUCGUGGUCAGAUUGUAAUAGAAAUACUCUUAAAAGCACGCUUGCUGUGCGGAGAAGAUAUUGUCUCGAUGAACGGGAAAUCAGAGUUGACGACAAGAAAUGCGCAAGAGCUGACAGUGAAUGCAGAAACCAUCAGAUUGACUGGGAACAUUGCUCGAAAAAAGGUCAAAAUCCAAUGGAGCCAAUGUGGUCUGAAUGGGAAGAAUGGACCGGGUGUAGCAAAGAUGUCUGUGUCCCUGCUAGGAGAGUCAGAAAAUGUAUGGAUCAGAACGGAUUAAUUCAAGAGAGCUGGCGUUGUGGUGGAGGGGAUACCAUAGAAACUGAUGUAUUCCAUUGCGAUAUCUGUAAAGGUAUAUCUCGACAAGAAUUUUAUCAAGAUCAGAGAAAAAAGAAACUAUCUGACAAGCGGCGUAAAGAAAUGACGGGAUCGAAAUAUCCUGUUAAAGAUCGUGGCGCCCUCUCGUGGGUAGUGACUCUAUCAUAUAUCAGAGAGAAUAAGAGACAACACUUUUGCAGUGGUAUAAUCCUCAGUAGUACGUGGAUAAUGACCGCCGGUCAUUGUAUAUGCGAAGCCAACAGUGAUAAUGUAAAGGGCAAAGACAAAGAUAAAUGUUGCCAAGAUGGUGGCAGUUGCAAUUCAAUUGAUACAAGUGAUUGGAAAAUCACUGCAGGUGUUACGGAUCUUAAGAAUAUCGACAAGGAAGGACAAACACGAAGUGUGUCAACAAUUGUGGUUCAUGAAGACUACAACAACCGACUUGACGUCAUUGAAAUGGAUGUGGCGUUAAUAAAGUUAGAUCAAGCGUUCGAUUUCGAUAUUGUUACCGUGCAGCCGUGCUUGCUUCCAGCGAGACGGUGUGUUACUGGUUAUUCGCGUGAAUCCUGUGUUCUCCAUUCUACAUGGGGUAGAAACCAAGAAUGUAAAGCAUCUGGAUGGAAUAUUUACAAAUCCAUUGCACAAAGGGUAUCAUUGUGGGUUGAAAAAUCUAGGGACAAUGAUACUAUUACAGUUUCAAGAACACCGGGAAAUAGCCCUGAUCGAGUAUGCGAGGGGUUUAGUGGAGGUCCUUUAAGCUGCACAAAAGAUGAAAGUGGGCAAUAUAGAGAUGACAAAGUUCUUGAGAUACCUCCCCAAUCUGAUGUUGUGAUUGGUAUCAAUAGUUUAAUAACAUUGAGUGGCUGUAUGAAACAUGACUUACCGGAUGUUUUGCAUUUCUCACUUUUCAUCAAUCAAACGAUAUCUUGGAUUGCAGACAAAAUUAUUUCAUGGGGAGAGUGGGGCGCAUGUUCCCUUACUAAAGACGGCAUGGGGAAGACAAGAAUACGAUCUGGCUAUUUCUUGGAGUUUGGAUAUUUUCCAAAUGAUGGUCCAUUAUACCAAUCCUACACUGGAGUUGAUAUUGAAGAGGAUUACGAUAAUUGUGAAGACCCGUGUUUUGCUGAACCCUGCAAGAAUAGUGGGACUUGUCAAGCCCAGGGAAUACGUUACGAGUGCAUAUGUGCAACUGGCUAUAGUGGUAAAACAUGCGAAUCACGAGAUAUAUGCCAAACAAAUCCUUGUAAAAAUGGUGGGAAAUGUACGGCCUUCAGGAACGGUUUCAAAUGCGCAUGCCCGUCUGGGUACAGCGGUACAACAUGUAAUAUACGAGACAGAUGUAAACCAAAUCCCUGUAAAAAUGGCGGGAAAUGUAAAGCCUCGAAAAAAUGGUUCAAAUGCAUAUGUGAGUCUGGAUACAGGGGUAACACAUGUGAAACAAGAGAUGGGUACAAUUCUCCAAACAUUGUACUAAUUAUUACCGACAGUUUAGGGUACAACGAUAUUGGUUUUAGAAACCCUAAAUUCGUAACUCCAGUUAUCGACAAUUUGUCAAAGGAAGGGAUUCGAUUGGAUAAUUACUAUGUGGACACGUUGUCAACGGCAUUUAGAGCAAGUCUAAUGACCGGAAAAUAUCACGCGAAAACUGGAGCAAUGGCAGAAAUACCGUUAUCAACAGACCAUUGUAUACCAAAAUUUGGACUCAACCUCCCGGAAAGACUUCAACGGGCUGGAUAUUCUACCUAUUUUAUAGGAAAAUGGCAUAUGGGCUAUUCGAGGCCCUCGUGUCUGCCUCGAAACAGAGGAUUUGACUACUUCUAUGGGAGUUAUGUUGGUUGGAAAGGUCACACCACCCAUAAAAGAAAGGAAUGUGUCAGAAGGGGAAAUGCAACUACAAUAGGAAAACCAUGCUGCUUGAGGAAAAUAGCGUCCUUCGGAGACUGUGUAUAUAAAUGUUGGUCUAACUACAUAGGAAUUGACCUUGUUGAAAAUGAAACCCCAGUGGUCGAUGCUGAUGGGGAAUUUGGAAAUGAUCUGUUGACACGAAAGGCAAUAGAGAAGAUUGGAAAGCACAGUAAUAAAAAGAAAAUGUUCCUUACCGUUGCAUAUAUCAAUCAGUUUGUGAACCCACCAAGAGAGUAUCUGGAUAAAAUAACGAAAAUCCCCGAAGGAAGAUUAGGCGUAAAUGAGAGCCCAAGGAGAGGCGUUGCAGCAAUGGUGAAUUCAGUGGACACAGGAAUUGGUCGAAUAAUCCAGAAGUUACGAGAUACCGGUCUCUGGGAGAACACAGUCCUUGUGGUAACAUCCGAUAAAGGGGGAAACGAAAAUUCCAACAACAAUUGGCCUUUAAGAGGGAGCAAGUUUAACUAUUUUGAAGGCGGAAUAAGAGGACUUGGUAUCGUUGCUGGUCCAAUUACAUUUAAAGCCAAGACCUAUAACGAAUCGAACUCUCAGCUCUACCAUGUGUCAGAUUGGUAUAAGACAUUCCUUAAUCUCGCAAGGGCACCUAUAGGUGGAUCUGGCGAAGACUCUCACGACAUUUGGUCGUCUAUCUGUACUUACAUAGAUAGUCCGAGGAAAGAAAUCUUACACAGUUUAAACGUGGAGAUGCCAAAACUAGGAAAACCCCUCUAUAAAAACACCUUUGACAGUUCAAUUCAGGCUGUACUGAGAAUGGACAAUUUCAAGUUGUUCACAGGGAGGACCAAAGUGGGAGGUUUUACUGGUUGGACCGCCCCGGCCGAGUACCCCAAUCUUGUCACGAUUGAACCAAACCCUGAUGACGUCAGCAAUAUACAUUUAUACAAUAUCAAGGACGAUCCAACUGAGAAGAAGGACUUGAGUGCAGCUAACCCGUCACAGGUCAAAGUAAUGUUAGAUCGAUUGAAGGAGCUCCAAAAUGGCACCAUAAGGGAACCACACCCUUGUCCUGAUCCCAAAGGAAAACCUAAACCCGUGAAAAUAAAUGCACGCGAAAGUGUUGACGCAUGGUUACCUUGGUUAUAAAUAAACAAAAAUAAAUAAAUAAAUAAAUAAAUAAAAGAACAUUCGCAUGGAGAA